GUUUUAGUGAGGCGGAUUACGUAAUCUUCUGGCCAGCCCAUUUUUUUUCCUUCUUUGGCCCAAAUGGAGACAACGGCGCUGCGAGGAGAAACAAGAAAAAAAACACAUGGAAAGUUGUAACCUGAACAACACCACAGACAUUAUUAGGGAACACAGCACUGCCAUUCACCAACGAAAGGAUUCAAGGAGCUGAGAUCUAAACCUGAUAUCUUUCGACAGAACCAUCGUAUUACUCGGAGUACUUUGAUUGUUACGUACUGGCUGUCUUUUUCUGUUGUUGUUGGAGCACCCCUUACCCUUCUUAAAGGAGAAAAAAAUACACACAUCCAUACACACAAGGUUUCAGAUUGGUAUUUCAGAGGAAGCGCCAUGAGCCGUGAUUCUCAAGCACAACUUGCACCUAUCAUAACGUCGAGUGCUGAAGACCAAGCCACCGGCGCGGUCUACCAGGUGAUCAAGGAUUUCAGCGCGCGUUUAGCGGAUGAGCUGAGCUUACGCGUGGGAGACAAGGUGGAGGUGAUAUCUGAUGAUAAGGAAUAUAACGAUGGCUGGUACAUGGGUAAAUCGCUGUCCACGGGCGCUGUCGGGCUGUAUCCGAAGAGCUUCACGCAGAUUGUUCCCAGUCUAUCUCGGCCUUCGCUGCUGAGAUCCCGUUCCAGAAGACUGGCCAGUCCCGUGUCAUCACAACAGUCCCCAGUGGCGCCAUCAAAGAACGUCUUGGGCACUCCUACUGCACAGAAGAAUGGCCGCUUAGAGGAUUUCGAUCUUCAUGAUUCGCCAACUGCGGCAGCAGGAAACACUGUUUCCAAUGCCUUAUCGGAUAUAGAUAAGGCACUCGAAGAACUGAGAACAGAGGCUGGAAACUCGGAGGACAAGCGUACAAGUUUCAGCACAGAAUCAAAGGAAACGCUCAAUCCCGAAUCAGUGGAAUCAUGGACACCUGAGCAGGUUGCGUCAUACUUUAGAUACUUGGGGUUUGAGGACACAGCUACGCAGUUUGCCAAACACAAGAUCACAGGUGCAAUCCUUCUUGAACUGGAACUGGCGUAUUUGAAAGAGUUGGAUAUCUCUUCCUUUGGUACCAGAUUUGAAAUCUUCAAAGAGAUUGAGGCGCUGAAGGAAUUGUCAAAGCAAAAGAAGUACGACGAUGCCAAAUCUCUCCAAGCUGCACCAGACUUGUACAGAGGAUCGUUAAACAUCGAGGAUACUCGUCCAUUGGGUCACAUGCGAAAGAAGUCAAGGUCAUUAGACGAUAUUCCCGAACUAAGGCAAUCUCAUUCUCUGGACCCAACUGUCUCACAGAUUCUUAGACCAGCUUCACAGAAAAACCCACCUCGAGCUCAGGUGCCUGAUGUGCCAACGUCACCCUUACAAGACCAAUUUCUCUCACCGAGAAGAGCUCCACAACCACCAUCGUUCCCGUCUCCGUUCAGGGAACAAAAGAGUGUGGCACAAUCUUCUCCUAUUCCUAAUAAGAGGGCGUCAACCAUGGAGGGACAUUCCAGAAAACCUUCGUAUGACAUCUCACCAAACUUCCAGACCACCUCGCACUCAAGAAACGGUAGCCGUAACCUAAAGAGUGCAUCUGUUGCUGAUUUAUCGCAUCGGGAUCGUCCAGCCUCGAGCAUCUACAUGGAUCCUCAUUCGAGACAGUCGAGCGUGAAUAUCAGAGGUCACUCUAGAAACUCUUCAGAGGGAAGUGUGUUGAGAGCAGAGAAGGAUGGUCAAGCGACACAUCAUCGCCGUAACUCAUCGCUGUUUUCAUUUUUAUCACCCUCCAAGGAGAAAUCUCGUCGUAACUCUGUGAUACACGUUGAUAGUCCAACCAAGGCGAAGACUUUGGUUGCACAAGACCAACAGACACCAACAAAGGGCAAGAGCGAUGGAACCAGGUCAGUCAGUGCCAAAGAACGUGAAGCGACUCCAGGAAGCCCUAGUGAGCCGGCAAAGAGGUCUGUAUCCGAGGCUGUUAGGGCCAAGACCCUGCGUCAUAUUACCACUGCAAAGAAGAGUACGAAGAAGACGACAUCUGCGUUCAUGGAGGGAAUCAAGGAUAUCACUCCAGAGGAGAGUAUGCUUACAGCAACGUGCUCCGGAUGGAUGUCCAAAAGAGGUGGUAUUGCCGUUGGUGUUUGGAAACAGCGUUUCUUUGUACUCCACGGCACUAGACUAUCGUAUUUUACAUCACUGGAAGACACCAGGGAACGUGGGCUGAUUGACAUCACGUCUCACAAAGUUUUGCCAGCGAAGGAUGACGACAAGCUAGUCUCUCUGUAUGCAGCAAGUACCGGCCACGGUAAAUUCUGCUUCAAAUUGGUUCCACCAGCUCCGGGCACCAGAAAGGGACUGACCUUUACACAACCAAAAGUUCAUUAUUUCGCCGUUGACACCAAGGAUGAAAUGAGAUCGUGGAUGGCUGCAUUGAUCAAAGCCACCAUCGACAUUGACGAAUCCGUCCCGGUGUUGAGUUCCUGUGCCACGCCAACGGUUUCACUUCAAAAGGCACAGUCUCUUUUGGCACAGGCACGUGAAAACGUCAAGAAGAGAGACGACUUGUUAAAGAGCCGUGACAAUGAGCAGCAGUCUGGAACCUCCAGCGGGACCCCAGAUUCCUACUCAUUUGAUUCAAACGUUGCUGCGCAACAAUCCCCAAAUACAACUGCAACCACAUCUGAGAUGACCCCAGUGGUUGGUUACGGAUCCAGCGGCUUUGCCUCGCCAUACGACAUUGCAGCACACCAGGCUACAAAGAACUCACCGGUGUCAUCACCUACAACGUCGACGCAAAGCGCUGCGGACUCAGAAUUUAAGAGCACACCUUACAGCGGAGGGCCCAUGCGCAACCCUUCGCAGAAAGUGAUAAGCGCAUCACAAGCAGCUGCGCAGGCGGCGCUGGGGAAGAGUAACAGCACGAGCAGCUAUGGAGGGAAGAUCUGAUACAUUUUAACGGGCUCGAUGCGACUCCAGGCCCUACGGACACUACUGCUUGCUAUUUCUUCUUCAACUGCCAUAGAACUGUGUGUGUUUAUCUACUUUCCACCUUCUUUUCGUUUACGCGACCCAUACAGCGCUGAUAUCUCUGCGCUGACAUCUCUGUGGGCCUGUCUCUGCUCAACGGUGCUACUCGACAAGGAGGAAAACAGCCAUGAGUAUGAAUCCAUAUACAUUCACUCACUAACUAAUACUACUUUUUCUAAUAAUAAUUGAACGUCACCGGGUUACACCGUCCUUUGCCCAUGUAAAGUUAACGUGCGACAGCUCGAUUAUGCAACCGGUUGUUUUGCCCCAAG
Molecule: messenger RNA, 3290 nt
Organism: Williopsis jadinii
Lineage: Eukaryota; Fungi; Ascomycota; Saccharomycetes; Phaffomycetales; Wickerhamomycetaceae
Exons: 1
Coding region: 370-2937 (855 amino acids)
Biological process (GO): endosome organization; retrograde transport, endosome to Golgi; receptor recycling
Cellular component (GO): trans-Golgi network; early endosome; recycling endosome
Molecular function (GO): protein binding
Source: RefSeq, a predicted model, not a curated record